AAGAGGAAUAAGAAUAUUCAAUCUCUUGAUCCAAUCCCAAUGGACGUGUUGUUCGAGAUCCUCUUGAUGUUGCAUGUACAGCAGCAUCCUCGACUCUUAUUGGCUUCCGACGAACAAAUAAAGCGUAAUCAAGAACCUUGGUACUUCUUCUCCAAGUCAACGCUUGUUUUCACUCCAUUGUACUCGGUUUCAAAGCGAGAACCAAACCAACUAGUUUCUGUGGAUGAGUAUAAAGCUCUAGUUUUAGAUGAUUCAUAA
Molecule: messenger RNA, 258 nt
Organism: Thlaspi arvense
Lineage: Eukaryota; Viridiplantae; Streptophyta; Magnoliopsida; Brassicales; Brassicaceae
Source: the annotation of a GenBank genome assembly